Messenger RNA from Acanthocheilonema viteae, 702 nucleotides. The record is from the annotation of a GenBank genome assembly. NCBI's taxonomy places the organism in Eukaryota, Metazoa, Nematoda, Chromadorea, Rhabditida, Onchocercidae.
AUGGCAGCUACAUUAGCCAAUGGUGGGGUAUCACCAUUAAGUGAGGAACGAGUUGUGUGUAAUCGAGCGGUCCGUGAUACGUUAUCAUUGAUGUAUUCAUGUGGAAUGUACGACUAUUCCGGGCAAUUCGCUUUCAAGGUUGGCUUACCGGCAAAAAGUGGAGUAUCAGGUGAUAUGAUCAUUGUCGUACCAAAUGUCAUGGGGAUUUGUUUAUUUUCACCACCACUUGACCAACUCGGCAAUACAGUUCGAGGAGUAAAAUUUGCGGAACAGUUUGUGGAAAAAUUCAAUUUUCAUAAUUAUGACAGUCUUGUUUACUCUGACACUCAUAAAAUUGAUCCACGAAAAAAAAUUCGGGAAGUGAAACAUGAAUCUGUGUCGAAUAUGAUGUAUGCUGCAACUAUUGGUGAUAUUUCAUCCAUUCAAAGAUAUCUUUUGUUGGGUGCUGGUAUCGCUGAAAGAGAUUACGAUGAUCGUACUGUACUGCAUGUUGCCGCUGCACAUGGAAAUGAGAAUGUCCUUAAAUUUUUGUUGCAACGAUGGCAGGAAAGUCCAGAUCCAUUGGAUCGAUAUGGACGAACACCUCUCGAUGAUGCUAAAGAAUUUGAUCAUGGCACAUGUGUGGAAAUCCUGGAAAGAGCUUUAGAAAAGUAUAUGAUGAAAGCACAAGAAAGAAGUAGUCCUACAUCAAACAAAUCGUGA